AUGCUCCUCAAGGACUACCCCUCCCGCGACUGCGUGCACAAGGUGCUCGACGAGGCGUUCCUCUCCCGGCUCGACACCGUGAAGGAGCUCCUGGGGAAGUACGCCAGCCCCGACUUCAGGAUUGCCGUCGACAGCGACGAGCGAGAGGCGAUACAGAAGUUGAACCUGCACUCGGCGGUCCUGAAUGUGAAGCAUCUGCUCUGGCUCAUUGAGAGGAUGGUGGACAUGAGGGUGGCUGAUAACGCGGUGAAGCUUUGGAGCGAGCAGGUUGCGCUUGCUGCUGACUUGCAGAAGUUGCUCAAUGAUGCUGACAUGUGGAGGAACAUGGCUCCUGGGCUCCCGAUGCUUGUGACCAGAUGCACCCUCAGGCUCGCUCAUUCAGUUAUGAUUGGGGAGACACUGGUUCCUCGGCAGGUGAAUAGAAAGUUACUUCUGCAAAUAUCCGUUGGGUCCAAUAAGAUAAUGCACAGUAUGGUGAAAACACGCCCUUCGAACUGGUUCGAGCUAUUGGUGAAUGGAGAUGGUCUAAGAUUUUCUUUAGUAAGUGAAGUGGUAUUUUUUGAGAGCAAAUGUGUCCUGCCUGAGCCUGCAAUUAGGCCUUGUUUGGAUUACCAUUUCGUCUCAAAUACCGCUGUAGAAAAGACACAGAUCUCCGCCCAUCGUUUUGUUUCCAACUGGAAAUCUGCUAGUCGCCGGGACAUCGCCCAACCUAUGCACAGUGGAUACAAAUCGUCAAACUGCCAAGAGCUGGAGGAGACAUUUCUUAAGAUCAUCUCCACUUUGUCUGUCCCGGAUGCUCAGGAGCUGCUGCAACAAUGCCUCGGGUUCUCAACUCGCAACGUGGAUGACUGCCAGCAUUUGGUUACCGCCUUCAAGACAUGGUUCAGGCGAGCUUCCAGGGAUCCACAAGGUCCACAAGGUGGGGAAGACUGA
Molecule: messenger RNA, 933 nt
Organism: Triticum turgidum subsp. durum (durum wheat)
Lineage: Eukaryota; Viridiplantae; Streptophyta; Magnoliopsida; Poales; Poaceae
Source: the annotation of a GenBank genome assembly